Molecule: messenger RNA, 1609 nt
Organism: Oryza sativa Japonica Group (Japanese rice)
Lineage: Eukaryota; Viridiplantae; Streptophyta; Magnoliopsida; Poales; Poaceae
Source: RefSeq, a predicted model, not a curated record
CCACCCCAACCCCGCAAGCAAAUAAAGGAGGAAAACCCGCUCUUCCGCCGCCGCCGCCGCCGCCGCAGAGUCCCUCUUCCGCCGCCGCCGUCGCCGGAGCCCUAACCCUAGGGCGGAGGGAUGGCGCGGGGGUUCCGCGGCGUCCGGGACGACCUCACCGAGCUAGGCCGCCACAUCCUCGACAUCGCCUGCUUCCUCCACCCGCUCCUCGGCCCCGCCCACCUCACCGUCGACUCCCCGCCCGCCACCCCCACCCACCGCCACCACCACCACCGCCGCUCCCCUUCCCCGCGCCCCGCCACGCCGCCCUCCCCCUCCAUCCUCGCCGGCAUCCUCGCCGACCUCGCCGAGAUCGGCGGCUCCUUCACCGGUGGCUUCGCCCGCCGCGCCGCCCUCCCCGAACCUGCCUUCUCCUCCGCCUCCGCCUCCGCUUCCGCCACCACCGCGGAGUCCCCGCGCGCCGCUUCCUCCACGGCCUCCUCUCCUUCCCCUUCCCCUGCUGCCGCUGCCGCUGCUGAUGUCGCUGAUGACGUCGUCGGGGCGGCGCAGGCCCUUGCGGCGCGGCCCGAGGCGUGGAUUGACUUCCCCGUGCUCGCGCUCGAUGAGAAUUCUAUAAUCUCCGAUAUCCAAAGGGAUCAUAUGGAAGCCAUUGAAAAACUUGUACCUGACUUAGCAUCUCUGAGAGCUAGGCUCUGCCCUUCUUACAUGGAUAUUGAUGUAUUCUGGAAGAUCUACUUUACGCUGCUUGAGUCGAACCUUACUGAACAUACUUCAGAGGUAGAUGAGAAUGUACCAGGUUCUGUUCAUCACGUCAAUGAGAUAGAGUCUGAUUCUGCGCCUAAUGUUUGUGAAAUUGAAAGUGUGAAAAGCACUCAAGAGGGUUAUCAAUCGCCAGAUGAUCGUGUGUUGAUAAAAACAAGAUCCAAUCAAAGCAUUGACCAAUGGGUGUUUGCAAAGUCAAAAUCUGAGCAAAGCAUGGAUCAGUGGUCCGAAAUACCUUCGGAUGUGGAAUCUUCUAGAGAUGGUAGAAGAUACAUUAGCGGUGAGGAGCUUAGCGACGCUGACAGUGCCCAUAUUGUUGUCAUGGACAAAUACAUGGAUUCACUUCUGUCAGAUCGGAGGAGCCUCCACUAUGCUAGCUCCUCAGUCCGGCGGGAUUCAGUAAGAAGAAAACCUGCAUCUUCUACUGACUAUAGCCACCGGCCUCCACAACCAACUCCACCUGCUUCACUAUCCAAGAAGGAAUCAUGGGAUGUCAUUGAGGAUUCAGAGUUUGAGAUACUUGACAGUUAAUAACAGAGAUCUCUGGGAUCUCUCUGGCUAUUUAUCCUUUUUAUUAUUUUUCUCUCUAUUCCCUUACCCUUCACCUGCUUGUAAAUGACGACCUUCAGGUGGUGUCAGUGUUCGUGGGAAAAUUUCUCUACCAUUAUAUUAUUACAGUGUGCAUAUCACUAUGUAAGUUGGGUAUAUCCCCUCAUUCCAUAUGGUGUAACAUAAAGAAAACUGUGAUGGAUCACCUGCCAAGGGUGAGACUAUGGGUAAGUCUCCCACUGUACAAAAUUCUGUGUCACAUGUGGCUUCUAUGCUGGGUUUCCGGAAGUUCUGUGCA